AUGGCUGCUCCCCGUGCAUCCUUAUUUUCGCCGCUCCUGCGCUCGCAAUUCACAAAACCGGCCACAACAAUACCCCGAUUAUCGACUCAAUCUCGAGCUUUCAACCUCCCCUCCCUCUCCUCUUUCGCACCACAGCUCUCGUCACCAGCCCCUCGUACCCUCACCGCCACACGAACGCUUCCCUUCCCACCUCUCCCGCUCUUCCGCAUCAUCUCCGACGUCGAGUCAUACCGGGACUUCCUCCCCCUCCUCACCGCAUCCACCGUCACAGCGCGCGACCGCGCCACCGGCUAUCCCACCCAAGCCUAUCUCACUGUCGGGUACGGACCGCUAAGCGAAACCUUCCACUCCAAAGUCGAAUGCGACGAGGCUACGUGGACGGUGGGUGCGCGGAGCGGAGAGAUUGCGUUUCAGCGGAAAGGGGAAGAAGGAAAGGACGGAGGCGUGUUUGAGUAUUUGGAUACGAUAUGGAAGUUGAAGCCGCUGGAGGGGAGAGCGGUGGGGAUGGAAUUGACAAAGGUGGAUUUGGCGGUGAAUUUCCGGUUCAAGAACCCGAUGCAUGCGGCGAUGAUGAGUGCAGUAGAGAAUCAGGUGGCGGCAAUGAUGAUUGAAGCGUUUGAGAAGAGGGUGUUUGAGGUGGAACGACGGAGGUGA
Messenger RNA from Uncinocarpus reesii 1704, 654 nucleotides. RefSeq lists its product as uncharacterized. The record is from RefSeq and is a predicted model, not a curated record. Gene Ontology annotation, molecular function: ubiquinone binding. Bases 1 to 654 code for a protein of 217 amino acids. Gene Ontology annotation, cellular component: mitochondrion. Gene Ontology annotation, biological process: ubiquinone biosynthetic process; cellular respiration. NCBI's taxonomy places the organism in Eukaryota, Fungi, Ascomycota, Eurotiomycetes, Onygenales, Onygenaceae. The transcript has a single exon.